Magallana angulata is the source of this 6269-nucleotide messenger RNA. RefSeq names its product protein CREBRF homolog. Gene Ontology annotation, molecular function: RNA polymerase II transcription regulatory region sequence-specific DNA binding; DNA-binding transcription factor activity, RNA polymerase II-specific. NCBI's taxonomy places the organism in Eukaryota, Metazoa, Mollusca, Bivalvia, Ostreida, Ostreidae. The transcript is spliced from 7 exons. The record is from RefSeq and is a predicted model, not a curated record. Gene Ontology annotation, cellular component: nucleus. The coding region runs from base 1628 to 3796 and encodes 722 amino acids. Gene Ontology annotation, biological process: response to unfolded protein; regulation of transcription by RNA polymerase II.
UUCUUCCCCCUGAAACACCUUUGUUCCGUGUUUGCAGUAGAUGUUCUCAUUAUUCACUUUCAUAGAUUUUUUACAUUGCUGAGCAAUUACUGUGAACUUGGAUUUUAUUCAUGUCAAAACGUAAAAGGAUUUUGCAAGGUUAUAGGAAACUUUGUGGUUGCAAAUAUUUCUCACCGCAAAUUUGUUAAAGAUCAGUGACAAAUGGCUUGGUUGUAAAUUUAGUUUUACUACGAAGAAUCAUGAAAUACAGUGUUUGGGAAUAGAUAUUGGUUCUCACCAUGCCAUGGAGACCUACAGCCUUACCAAACAAUGACUGUUGACUGUAUCAUUAAAGACCAUAACACCGCCAAUGUUACCAUCAAUUCAGACCAGCAUCCUUCAAUUACACCUCUUUGGGUCCCUCUGGCUGAGUUUAUCAUAUAUUCACAAUAUUGAUACAUUGUUAGAAUUUUUGUAACAUAAUGGAGUUGUUUCCCAUUAGAUCAAAUAUUUUCAGAAGAGAUUACAACGUUGAAUAUUUUUUCUGUGUUGUAAUUUAGGAAUUAUAGUAUAUUUAAUGAUUUUUUCAAGCUUAGCUGCUCAAAUCUCAAUAGAUGAUACACUGCCCUAUAUUUAAAUCAGGAUUUGUAAAAAGGAGGGUUGUCAACUUGUCAUGAAUGCUGAAGUUGUGUUGCGAUUGCAGCGUCCUGUAGUCACUGUAAUACCAAGAGCAGGUGUUGCUAAAUAAGGAUAAUUCUCAGACUGCAUGCAGAGACAGGCAACAAAAUUAAUGCAUCAUGGUAAUUCUCAAGUUCUUUGUGAGAUUGCCAUAAAUAGAUCAAUGAAUUUCAUUUUUGAAUAACUUCUUCGCCAAAUGAUGUGAUCUAUCACCUGAGUACUCAGACUGUCAUGCUCAGCCAUGUGUGAACGUAGAAUGUGUUAUGUACAAUCAGACUCCAAUAUGCAAAUAGGUCUGAAUGUAUUUAAAAAUUUAUUUUCGGCAUUCAUUCCAUAAUAUAGAGAAUGUACCAGCUGUAUCAGUGAUAUUGAUAUCUUCAACCAUCCAGGCCCCGAGUUGGACAGAUAAAUUUAUGAAGAUCAUGAUAUGAUCCUUUCUUUAGGUAUAUGCUAAGUCGGACUUGUAUGGGCAUGUAGCUGGAAAUAUCUAAUGCAAUAUAGGACAGGGACUAACCCAAGAGGCUCUGCCGGGCAAAUUGUGCUGAGUCUGUUGUUUACUUGACUCAGCUUGUUAACUUGUAACUUGAUAUUGUACAACUCUGCACCUUGUUGUCCUAAAGUUUUUUUCCUGGAUGGUUUCAAGGUGAUUUGCAUUUUAUUUGUGUCCCGUAAAUGAUGUUUUUCCUGGUCGAUAUGCGCAUUGUUUGUCCCAAAAGUAUUCUGUGUGUCUGUUACGGAGGUUAAGCAUAUGUUUUUAAAACAUUUAUAGCAACACUGGGUGCCCUAGAUAACAAGGUCAAUGCAGUUGUUUGUUAUUUACCUAAUAUAUGAUUAAAAAUAAAAUUUAAGUGUUUUGUUUUGAUUGUGACUCUGAACGUGACCAAAAAUGUGACUUAAAUGUAAAUGACAAGGAAUGCUUUAGUUUGCAUUAUUUCUACUUUGGUGUGUGAGAGAGCUACACGUGACUGACAUGGAAGCUUCGAGACUAAAAUAUCAGGGGCCUGUUUGCAACAAAGUUCAAAGUGUACUGACCCGACAAAGUCUCCCCCUCUAUACACACAACUGCAAAGAACUGAGGGCACCUGUAUACAGAGGAACUUGUCUGUCGCAUAAUCCAUACCGAUCCUCUGUCGCCACGCCCAAAAUCAGCCCCGGGGUGCACCGUAUCGCCUCGCGUCACAACAACCUACACCUUACAAUACCUCUAAAGCCACCACCCAGGAAGGCAGUCCUUGGUGCACCUGGGUCGUCGUGGUUACAUCGCCCGGUCCUGUCCAGGCAACACUCACUUGUCACGCCCCUACAGCUCAUGACAGUCGGGGCCAAACCGGGCACUUCCAAGCCCAGAGGAGACAUGGAUUUUUUGAGUGGUGACUACUCUAAUGGCCCACUCUAUGACCACACUGUCAGUGGGGAGGUUAAUAUGAUGGACUCCACAAUUUUCGCGUCCAGUCCAAACUCUUUAUACAUGUAUGAACAGGAGAAAAAUGACAUGCAGAGUUUCAGUGACACUUCCUGUAAUGGCAGUAUGACGAGCCUCCUUAAUGAGGAGCCGUUUGAGCUUAAAUCACAAUACGAGAAUUCGUGUGACAUUUCAAUGCCUGCUAGUGGAGGGAGCACAGUGACAACCACAAGCAGUGCUACUGGAACAUUCUCUGACAGUUCUUGGGUGAACAAUGCCGCCAGUCAGUCAUCCAGCUCAAAUCUAGUCAAAUCGGAGGAAUUCGAACCAACCUUGGCUGAACUGAACACGGUCACAUCAGAGGAGAAUACCAUGAUGGACAUUAGUAGCAUCACAGAUUACAUAUCCCCUGAAAACAUGCAGCAGCUGGACCUUCUGCUCUCUGCAGCUCAGCAGUCCUUCACAAACGGGGAUAACAGCAGUGCGGCCAGUGAACUCAAACAAAAUUCCAGCGAUCGCGGCCGCAGUAAUUCAGCCAGCGAGAUGUCCAGAACAUGGACCACGACAUCCCCUACACAGGAUAACAAGCCCGUGUUUUCUGGUGACAUUAAGCCCAGCUAUCAGCGACAGCCUCUGCCGAGUCACCGGCUCAGGCACUCUAGUGCAUCCUCCUUCUCCAACAAACACCCUCAGAAAUCCACCAUAGAGUCCUCACAACUCCAUGAACUCUUGUCAAGGUCAAUUCGACCUGUUACCGUGACAACCAUGGAAAACUCAGUAGCCACCUCAACUCCCUCAAAGCUUAGUCCAGGAAAACGGAAACUGGCAAUGUCUCUUGAGGAGGAAUCCAAUUCUGUGGAUAAAAAGUGGGAGGAGAUCAAACAACUGUUGUACCCAGAGGAGAAACACUCUCCCUGUCGGUCCAAGUGUAAACGCCAGAGUCUUGAUUCCACCAGCUCUGCUCCUUCUUUUGAGGACUCUGAUUCUGACUCCGAUGUCAAUGAUUUUUCAGACUCAGACUCAGAAGGAAGUCAGGAAGAAUGGAAUGCUGGGAGAUCGUCUCGCGAGUCCCGCCAACAUCGGAAGGAUCAAUACUUCUGGCAAUACAACAUUCAGUCCAAGGGUCCCAAGGGAAAGCGGGUCAAGUUUGGGAUGGAGGAAAACCCACACAAAGUCCAGGAUUUUGAGGACCCAGUUUUCGACUCUUCCUCAGCCUCUCAGCUCGGAACGACCAUUCGUCACGGAGGGAAAGCUCGUAAAGGGGACGGAAACGACGUCUCACCCAAUCCCAAAAAACUUGUCCAGAUCGGGUCUCAGAUCAAAAAGCUUAACAAACAGAUCAACAGCUUUGCGCCACUCAGUGAACUCCCUGUGUCCACGAGGAACAAGUCCAAGAAAGAGAAAAACAAACUGGCUUCAAGAGCCUGCAGAUUAAAGAAGAAGGCCCAACACGAAGCCAACAAAGUUAAGUUGUAUGGAUUGGACAUAGAACACAAGCAGCUGUUGAACGUUAUAGAUACCAUCAAAGAGGAUCUCCACAACUUCAUCGUCAAGAAAGGGCCACAACUCAAGUUCUCAACCCGACUACAGAACCUGGUCAAGGAAAAUUUGACAAUUCAAGUCGCAGGGAACACUACAGAGUACGUCAAUACGGUCAUCACCAAAGUGGAGGCCGGGGACCCAAAAGGAGGCUUGGACAGUUCCAAGAAAUCGCGAGUGCAGAAUGAACAUACUUGAAUCUUGUCACGUGAACUUAGCAUAAUAAGGCAUUCAUGAUCAGGUUGUGUAAUCCCGGUGACGACGAAGCGGCAGUGUGAUCGGCAAAGAGACAGUCUGGCCGCGGGUAAAAUUCCCUUACCAAACACAGUGCUGAGUAGAUGUGAAUAUUUACAGGUCUCAUAGAAUUGGUGCACAUUUUCCUAGUGUAUUUAGUUUCUUGUUGUUCCUGAUUUUUUUUGUGGAUAUUAUUCUCAGCAUGCCAUAUUACUUCAUGAGUGAAGUGCUUUAAUGUACAAAACAAAAGCUAUCUAAAUAGCAUUCAAUGAUUUGUAACAAUAGAGAGUAUAGAAUUCUGUACAGUCAUUAUUUUAUCUUUUUAAGAUAUAUCUUAGGCUUGUAUACAAAGGUACAUUGUACAUAUGUAUAUAUAGAUAAUAUACUGUAGAUAAGUAAAUGUGCAAUACACAGAGAGAGAGAGAGGGAGGGCCAUUGUUUAUAAGGUCCCUGAAUCUACAGUGUAAAUAAUAUUCUUUGUACACAGUUUGAAUUCAUUUUGUUUGUUAUAUUUUAGUUAUCAUGUUAUCAGUGCUAGAUGUACAUAUUUAUACUGUUGUAAUAAAUUUGUUGUACAAAAAAAAAUCCUUUUUCCAUUGGGGAGCACCUUUAAGUGUACAAGUGGGAUGUACAGUGUGUAUACAGUGUGUGUGUACAUGUAAUGUGUGUACCGAGUGUCAUUACACACCUGGUUUAAGGAUCAUGAUGCAAUCUUAGACUUAAGUCAAAAAUUGUACAAUGUCUUAAUGGUUUUUCAUUGAAACCACUGUCAAAAUUGAAAAGCUUUUUAAAAGAGUCUUGACAUAGCGUUGUCAAUUACAAAUUUCAAUUGUCAUUUUAGGAUAAAGAAUCAUUUUAUGACUGACUGAAAGUUUGAUUUAAGUCUGAAAUUGCCUUGUGAUCCCGAGGCCUGGUGUUCUCUCCCGGUCAGUAGAUGACACUUCCUGUCCCAUAGGCCAGACAUUUUCUGUUGCUGGAUGAGUUGACUGGCUGGUUUGGAGAAUGUUGACAUCAAACUUGUUUCUGUUGGUUAGAUCUGUUAAAUUUGAUGCAUUUUCUGUAUGGAUGUCAAUAUUCUGUCUGUGUGAAUCAAUAUUUCGGGGGGGUUUUUGUGUGUGUGUUUUUUAAAAAAUAUCAGUAAAAAUAUCGGGGGACAUGUUAAUACAGUGUCUUGAAUCAAAAUACAUUCUGUUGGAAGGAUUGUACCAUAAUUUUUUUUUUUGUGGAAGAAUUGUGAAAGAUGUUGCGUUUUAUACGUAUAUGUGCAUUGUUUGGUUAGACAUGAAGAUUCCGGUCUAUAUUUGUGAUUGACAUUCGCCUCAUUUCAUUCUAUUACCGGUAAUUAGAAUUUAUCUACCACUUGUUGUGGUGAGUGAUGGAAAGAGUUGCCUUCUCCUGGAAGCUUUGUGUGGCAGAAACUUGUUUGUUUGUUAUUGUUACAUCUGUUUACUUGUUUAUCUGUUAUUUAUGUCAAAUGCUCAAAUGUUGUCUCAUCAAAAAAUCCAAACAGCGUAAAAUGUGCCGAGUACAUCUGUACUCCAGUCGUGUCAUCUGAAUCUGUUAAAUUAAUGACUUGAUGUUUUCUGCUUUCCGUGACACAAAAUAGUGAUUAAUUUUUGAUUGCACGUAGAAAUUGAUUCCUUUUAUUUGUUAAUGAUUAUCUUUCGCUGUCUGUGGUAAUAUUAAUGGAUUUGAUAGCUUUGACUAAUGUUAAUUAAUUACUUUACUGCUAUAAAUAUAAUGAUCAGUGUUAUGGGCACUGAGAAAUGGAACUUAUUAAAACAGAAUUAUUCCAACAUAUUCAAAAAUAAAUAUGUCGUUGAACUUUUAAUUUUUUUCUUGUUUUCUUUUUGCGUCGCCUGAUGGCGAGAUUUACGGCCAUGCUGUCGAGACUUGGUGCUAUGUGUGGUCUGGGUCAUGUAUGUUCUCUUGGUUAGGAUCAAUGUGAAUUAAUACCAGUGAAAAGGGCGUAGUGUAAAAGUAGGUCUUGUCUUCUAUAAGGUUGUGUGGAUUGGACAGAGAUCUUAGGAGAUUCCAUAGACUUACAGCCAACAAUGUUUUAAAUAGAUGUGUGUUUUAAUUUGUUUCUAUUAGCAAUAUGGUGCAUAAUCAUGUCUGUAUAAUUCUUUGAUCAUCGCUGUGACACAGAAUACAGAAGAUGUAGUAGUUAGUUUAAGAUUUCAGUGCAUAUUCCCCAUCAAUUUACACGGCUGUUCAUUUUUUAAUUGGAUUACUAACUAUAAAUGUGUAAUGAGAACUAUGUUACAAACAUUUUAACAAGAUUUGUUCCUGAAUGACUUUAGUUACUACUGGGCUUUCACUAUGUCAGCAAUAUCUUGUAUCACAAAUCAAAUACACAUGUACCUUGUAAAUGGAAUAAUUAUCAUUGUGACCUGUUUAGAAAAUGUUACUCUUUAAAUAAAUUUUGUAAAAAACA